GGCGCACGUGUUUUGUUUUAUUUUAUAUAAUAAUUGUUAUUACUUUAUAUCGAUCGUUUUUUCUUAAUACAUAGCCUAGUGUUCCGCAAUAAAUUCAAAGAUGGCGGACGAAGAUGUAACUGUUAAAAAACCGACAAAACUGCUCGGUGUACGACACCUUCAGGCAGUGCUGCUGUUCUUUGGAAUGGUCAUCGCGUAUUCCAUGCGAGUCAAUGUGAGCAUGGCAAUCGUCGCUAUGACGGAUAGCAGUCAGGAAAAUUCAUUUGACUGGAGCAUGCAGAUUCAGAGUGUUAUAUUAUCAUCGUUCUUUUGGGGCUACGUGAUCCUUCAAAUCCCCGGUGGGGAGCUGGCUGCUAGAUUUGGAGGAAUGAUAUUGAUCACCAUAUGUAUUGGAGUCAAUUCUGCUGUAUCUCUAUUAAUACCAAUUGGAUCAUAUUAUGGUGGAUGGCAAGUCGUGUGUGCCUGUCGCGUACUACAGGGACUCUCUCAAGCGUUUCUUUACCCUUCAGUUCACAACCUAAUUGGGAAAUGGGUGCCUUUGGAAGAGAAGAGCAGAUUGGGCACCUUGAUUUACGCUGGUGCACAACUAGGAACAGCUCUCCAACUUAUGGCUGCAGGAUUCAUAGCUGAUUAUUGGGGUUGGCCAGCAAUUUUUUACAUUUGUGGUGGACUGGGCAUUGUUUGGACGGUCUUCUAUGUGUUCCUUGGAGCUGCUUCUCCGAGAGAUUCCAAGAUGAUUGGGGAAGAUGAAAGAAAUUUUAUAGAAAGUUCAUUGGGUCAUGUCGGCAACGACCAAAAGAAACUGCCAACGCCAUGGAAAACCAUAUUUACGUCUUUGUCAUUCAUUGCUUUGAUUGUUGCCCAUUGCGGUCAAAACUGGGGUUUCUGGACUUUAAUGACUGAACUACCUUCGUACAUGAAACAGGUUCUCGGUGUGGACAUAAAAUCUAAUGGUGUUAUGUCGGCUUUGCCUUACUUGGCUAUGUAUUUGCUGAGUUUUCCCAUCGGCUUUAUGUCAGAUUAUAUCUUAAAGAAAAAAUGGAUGACGAUCACGGCUUGCAGAAAGUUAUCUAAUUCUAUUGGCCAUUUCGGUCCAGCGAUUGCGUUGAUCGGGCUAUCCUAUGUCCCGGCUGGUUCAGUGGCAUUAGCUGUCACGCUUUUGACUUGCGUCGUUGGUCUCAAUGCUGGUCAUUACACCGGUUUUAUGUUGGUCCACAUCGAUAUGGCCCCAAAUUUUGCAGGUACUCUGAUGGGCAUUACAAAUUGCAUUGCAAACAUCAUUUCUAUCAUCGCGCCUCUUGCAGCUGGGGCUAUUAUUCAAGACGAGAAUGAUCCAAAUGAGUGGCGUAAAGUGUUUUACGUCUCAUCAGCCAUCUACGUUGCUGCAAAUAUAUUCUUCAUCAUAUUCGGCACAUCUAAAAAGCAAGCGUGGAAUGAAGUCAGCGUAACAAAAGAUGAAGAAAAAAAUAAGAAUAUCACGAAAUGCUAAGAUAAAUCGAAGAAGAUGAAGACAUUGUGUGCUUGUACAUUAAGCGAAGUACCUGAUUGUAUACAUAAAUAGUUACCAGAAUUUAAAUAUUUCUAGUCCAAUCUAUAAUUAAAUAAGAUUUGUAUUAUGAUGUCAGACGGAAUUUGAAGAAUAGCAUUAUAACUGGCAAGAAUAAACUCGACAUUAUUGGCAAAUCUAUACGUUUGUAAGAUUUUACGUUAUAAUGAUAAUAUCAAAGUAAUUUUACAUAAAUACAUAACGAUAAGUCUGCAGUGUAAAUCAUUAAGUACAUAGUUAAAUGAAGUAAUCCAUUUAUGAUUGGCACUUCAAUGCUGUGCUGUAAGAACUUGCUUCGUUUCUCAUGAUGAUGAAAUGUUCAAACGCGCUCACGUUGAUACGCUAUUUUGAUGAUUCUGUAUAUACAUUAAAUGCUAUAAAUAUUUAUCAUAAUCAAAGUGACAUAUCACUUUGUGGCUUUCAUGGUCGUGUUGUACGGUGAAUUUCUGCUUUGUUCUCACUGAAUAGCUCCAUAGUAAAGUAACAGCAUAUAAAUGUCCAACUCUAGGUUUCUAAAACCAACUAAUGCCUCCCUCUGUACCAAAUAUUUUCCAGGCUUGGAGCUUAUGACACGCUGCUCUUUGCGUGGAUACACAUGAGUCAGAAUUUCUUGUAACAUAUCCACUCACGAUGUUUUUAACACCGAGUCUGACACAAAUUAUAAAUAUAAAUAUUAUUGCUAUUUCAAUAUAAAAAUUUUAAAAAUCUUAAUUUUAUUUCGUUUUUCAUACCUUUGUUUAUAU
Messenger RNA from Nymphalis io (European peacock), 2289 nucleotides. RefSeq names its product putative inorganic phosphate cotransporter. NCBI's taxonomy places the organism in Eukaryota, Metazoa, Arthropoda, Insecta, Lepidoptera, Nymphalidae. Gene Ontology annotation, molecular function: transmembrane transporter activity. The coding region runs from base 101 to 1489 and encodes 462 amino acids. Gene Ontology annotation, biological process: transmembrane transport; monoatomic anion transport. The record is from RefSeq and is a predicted model, not a curated record. Gene Ontology annotation, cellular component: plasma membrane. The transcript is spliced from 11 exons.